Phyllostomus discolor (pale spear-nosed bat) is the source of this 572-nucleotide messenger RNA. RefSeq names its product butyrophilin subfamily 3 member A2-like. Gene Ontology annotation, biological process: T cell receptor signaling pathway; regulation of cytokine production. Gene Ontology annotation, cellular component: external side of plasma membrane. Gene Ontology annotation, molecular function: signaling receptor binding. Lineage: Eukaryota; Metazoa; Chordata; Mammalia; Chiroptera; Phyllostomidae. The record is from RefSeq and is a predicted model, not a curated record. The transcript has 2 exons. The coding region runs from base 14 to 505 and encodes 163 amino acids.
GCCCAUCCUGGCCAUGGUGGGUGAAGACGCAGACCUGACCUGUCAGCUCUCCCCGAACAUGAGCGCUGAGAACAUGGAGCUGACGUGGGUGCGACCCGGCCGCAGGCAGGUAGUGCACAUGUAUGCACACGGGCAGGAGGACACGCCGGCAGAGGAGUAUCGAGGGAGAACUUCGAUUUCACGAGAGGACGUCACUGUGGGAAGGGCUGUUCUCCGGAUUCACAACGUCAGAGCCUCUGACAAGGGAACCUACCUGUGUUAUUUCCAAGAUGGAGACUUCUAUGCAAAAGCCCAGGUGGAGCUGCAGGUGGCAGCGCUGGGCUCUGAUCCCCACAUUGACAUGACGGGCUACGAGGCUGGAGGGAUCCGCUGGAAUGCACGUCUGCCGGCUGGUACCCGCAGCCCCAGAUCCAGUGGAGAGACGCCAGGGGACAGAGCUUGCCCUCGGAGGCAGCAUCUGCGGCUGCAGACCCCCAGGGCCUUUAUGCAGCCUCAGCCUCUGUGAUCCUGGAAGGCGGCUCUGGGGAGGGGGUCUCCUGUGUCAUCAGAAACCCCCUGCUGGGCCAGGAGAG